Megalops cyprinoides (Indo-Pacific tarpon) is the source of this 1666-nucleotide messenger RNA. It is a transcript of the gene klf3, whose product is annotated as Kruppel-like factor 3 (basic). Gene Ontology annotation, biological process: regulation of transcription by RNA polymerase II. Gene Ontology annotation, molecular function: DNA-binding transcription factor activity, RNA polymerase II-specific; RNA polymerase II cis-regulatory region sequence-specific DNA binding. Lineage: Eukaryota; Metazoa; Chordata; Actinopteri; Elopiformes; Megalopidae. The record is from RefSeq and is a predicted model, not a curated record. The coding region runs from base 320 to 1378 and encodes 352 amino acids. The transcript is spliced from 6 exons.
CGCACACGAUACAACUUCGGACUUUGUAAAGAAAAGUGAGCAGAUAUCUUAACGACGUCGUGGAAGUUUUGUCGUGCGCGGCUUUGGUUACUUCAGCGUUCUGCGUUUUCGUAAUUUCGUUACACCGAGGACACUCGUGCGUGUCAGCGACAUAACGGGCUCAGUUUCACUGCGUCACUCUUUUUCUCUCCCGAGCGGAAUUCCUAAACGCCAGCCAACGGCAUAACAGCACCUUAUUCCCAUUCCCAGGCGCUUCUUGACACUGGAUUAUAAGGACGUCGAUACUGUUGCGUGUGAGACGAGGGCCCAGGCAGCAGCCAUGCUCAUGUAUGACUACCCUGUAAAGGCAGAAAUGGAUACGUCGCUGUAUCACUCCUACCCCUCGCUGAUGAAGUCCCAGGCGGAGGCGUACAGCGUGAUUUUCGCCCCGCCCUCCAGCGGGGCCAUGGUCGGCACCCACCUUUACCAGCACCACCAGCAGCAGGAAGUCCCGCCCAUCCCCGGCUCCCAGCUGGAGCCCGUGGACCUGUCUGUCAGCAAGCGGGGCUCCCCUGCCUCUUCCUCCUCCUCUUCCUCCUCCUCGUCCUCCCGCAGCUCGCCUGUCUCCCCCUACAGCUACGGCAGCGCCUCGGGCUCCGGGACGCCCCUGUCCCAGCCCAGGCUGGGGGCCGGCUCCCCCCCGCAGAGGCGGACCUCCCCUGGCCUGCCCCUCCACCACUUCCCCACCGUGCUGGGCCCCCUGCUCCCAGGGUCCAUCCCAGUCCUGUCCAGCGUCAUGCUGCAGCCCCUCUCUCUUCUCUACCCCUCCCACCUGCCCCAAACCCUCAUGGUGCCCCCCCUCACAGGCGGCGAAGACAUGCAGGCCCUAUCCGCCCACACACAAGUGUCAUGCCUGAAGGCCUCGGAGGUGUGCCGGGAGGCCAGCGACCUGCUGAAGCCCAUCAAGUCCGAGCCUCACACUGAGCAUGCCCAGGAGACAUACAGCGAGGAGGUGUCGUCCUCCGUCAUCACGGCGCCACGGUCCUACAGCGAGAACGGCAGCCCCUCGGUGAUCGUGCGCACAGGGAAGCACCCUCUCCCCGUCGAGUCCCCCGACACCCUGAAGAAACGGCGCAUCCACCGCUGCGACUUCGGAGGCUGCAGCAAGGUCUACACCAAGAGCUCUCACCUGAAGGCCCACCGACGCACACACACAGGUGAGAAGCCCUAUAAGUGCAUGUGGGAGGGCUGCACGUGGAAGUUCGCCCGCUCCGACGAGCUGACCCGGCACUUCCGCAAGCACACCGGCGUCAAGCCCUUCCAGUGCCCCGACUGCGAGCGCAGCUUCUCCCGCUCCGACCACUUGGCCCUGCACAAGAAGCGCCACCUGCUCGUCUGAGCCCCGUCCCGCCCUGGCCUGGGCCCGGCUGCGCCCCUGUCCCGACUCCAAACAGGGGUGGCGAUGGAGCCUCUCUCGGGGUUCGAGAAACCCUGCUGAUGUGACCACGAAAGUCGGCAUCAGCGCCAGACCAGUCCAGCGGGUGCCGGCCGCUCCUUACUCCUCGCCCUCCACCCUUCCCACUGCCCGCCACAGCAGAUCUGACACCCACCCCCCUCGCCGGGCCUCCACACGCUGGUGCGCGCACUCAGCUGGUCUGAGUGCAGUCAGCCCAGGGGGCAAACCCCC